This is a messenger RNA of Chionomys nivalis (European snow vole), 1446 nucleotides long. Its product is annotated as PRAME family member 8-like. Lineage: Eukaryota; Metazoa; Chordata; Mammalia; Rodentia; Cricetidae. The record is from RefSeq and is a predicted model, not a curated record. Gene Ontology annotation, biological process: negative regulation of DNA-templated transcription; negative regulation of cell differentiation; positive regulation of cell population proliferation. The coding region runs from base 1 to 1446 and encodes 481 amino acids. The transcript is spliced from 3 exons. Gene Ontology annotation, cellular component: cytoplasm.
AUGAGUGUGCAGACCCCACCCACACUCAUGCAGCUGGCACGGAAGGCUCUGCUGAGAAAUGAAGCAUUGGCCAUCUCUACUCUGGAGAAACUGCCCACGGAGCUCUUCCCAGGCCUCUUCAAGGAUGCCUUCCAUGGCAGACAUGCUAGGGUUGUGAAGGCAAUGGUGGAGGCCUGGCCUUUCCCCUGCCUCCCUGUGGGGACUUUGAUGAAGUCUCCCAACUUGGAAACCUUCCUGGCUCUGCUUGAUGGCAUAGACACGUAUCUGGACAGAAGGUUUCACCCCAGGAGGGAGCAACUUCAGGUGCUCGACCUGAGGCAAGUGCGCUAUGACUUCUGGAGAAUAUGGACCGGAAGAGAGGGUGGGGAGGGCGCUGCAGAGAUUAUGGAAGAGAAGCAAGUAGUGAAGGUUCUUCCCAGGUACACACUGAGGAGGCGUCUGAAGGUCAUAGUUGAACUCUGCCUUUGGCCCAACAUGAGGGAAGAACAGGCAUGCUUCCUGCAGUGGGCCCAGCAGAGAAAAGACUCCCUACAGCUCCUCUGUACGAAGAUGAAGAUCAAGGUAAUGCCUGCAUGCACUAUCAAAGCGCUCUUGAAUUUCCAGCCGCAGCACAUUGAAGAACUGGACCUGUACUUGGUGUAUGAUAUGUCCACCCUGGAAUGUUUCGUUCCCUGCCUCGGCCAGAUGAGAAGUCUUCACAAACUCUCCUUGACUUUUAUCGUCCAGAACACUUUGAGAUUUGGCAACAGAACAACAGACACAGAAGAGGAGUGUGCCAGGACAUUGAUUUCUCAGUUCUCCAAGUUUAACUGUCUGCAACAUCUCUUCUUAAUUGGGGUCUAUUUUCUGAGAAACCGCAUGGAACAGUUACUCAGGUGCCUUACAACCCCCUUGGAGACUCUCACCACCACUGGCUUCCAUCUGUCACAGCGCGACUUGGAUUACUUCCCCUUAUGUCACAGCCUCUGUCAGCUAAAACAUCUGGACAUGAGUGGUGUGGCAUUAUUGACCCUAUCUCUUAUGCCUCUCCGAGUUCUGUUAGAGAAUGUGGCAGACACUCUGCAGUCCCUGGACUUGCGGCGCUGCUGGAUGAAGGACUCUCACCUCACUGUUCUCAUCCCUGCCCUUAGCCAGUGCUCACAGCUCACUAAGCUAAACUUGUAUGACAAUGACUUCUCCAUGCCCAUCCUGAAGGACCUUUUGCACCACACAGCCAACUUGAGGAAGUUGAGUGUGGAACAGUACCCUGUUCCUCUGCAGUGCUAUGAUGAGUCAGGUUACAUCUUUGUAGAGAGAUUUUCCCAUAUUUGCCGUGAGCUCAUGGAUAUACUCCGAGCCAGAAGGCGGCAGCCCAAGGGCAUCUCCUUUGCUACCUAUACCUGCCGUAAAUGUACUGCGCGCUGUGUGUAUGACCUGGAACCCAGACUUUGUUUAUGUUGGCCAUAA